AUGGACUUCGGCGACGACCUCGUGCCGGGCUCCGACGCCCACCGCCGCAAGAAGCGCUACCACCGCCACACCCCGCGCCAGAUUCAGCAGCUCGAGGCGAUGUUCAAGGAGUGCCCGCACCCGGACGAGAACCAGCGGAUGCACCUCAGUCGGGAGUUGGGGCUGGAGCCGAGGCAGAUCAAGUUCUGGUUCCAGAACCGCCGGACUCAGAUGAAGGCGCAGCACGAGCGCGCCGACAACUGCUUCCUCCGCGCGGAGAACGACAAGAUCCGCUGCGAGAACAUCGCUAUGCGCGAGGCGCUCAAGAACGUCAUCUGCCCCACCUGCGGCGGCCCGCACUCCGGCGCCGACGACUACUUCGACGAGCACAAGCUCCGGAUGGAGAACGCACACCUCAAAGAAGAGGUGCAGCUUGACCGGGUGUCCAGCCUGACGUCCAAGUACCUGGGGCGGCCCAUCACGCAGCUCCCGUCGAUGCAGCCGCUCUCCAUGUCGUCGCUGGAGCUCUCCGUCGGCGGGCUCGGCAGCCCGGUGGCGCUCGGCCCCGCGCUGGACCUGGACCCGCUCGGCGGGAGUUCCCCGUUCCAGCUCCCGGCGCCCGUGUCCGAGAUGGAGCGGCCGAUGAUGGCCGAGAUGGCGACGCGGGCCAUGGACGAGUUCAUCAGGCUGGCGCAAGCCGGCGAGCACCUCUGGGUCAAGGCGGCGGGUGGCCGGGAGGUGCUCAACGUCGACACGUACGAUAGCAUCUUCGCCAAGCCCGGGAGCAGCUCCUUCCGCGGCCCGGACGUGCACGUCGAGGGCUCCCGCGACUCGUGCCUCGUGCUCACCAGCGCCAUCGCCCUCGUCGACACGUUCAUGGACUCGAGCAAGUGGACGGAGUUCUUCCCGACCAUCGUAACCAGAGCGCGCACGAUCGACGUUCUCGUGAACGGCAUGGCCGGCCGGAGCGAGUCUUUGGUGCUGAUGUACGAGGAGCUGCACGUGAUGUCGCCGGUCGUCCCGACGCGCGAGUUUUGCUUCCUCCGCUACUGCCGGCAGAUCGAGCAGGGCCUGUGGGCGAUCGCCGACGUCUCCGUGGACUUGCAGCGGGACGCACGCUACGGCGCACCGCCGGCCCGCUCGCGCCGGCUCCCAUCGGGCUGCCUCAUCGCCGAUAUGUCCAAUGGCUACUCCAAGGUGACCUGGGUCGAACACAUGGAGACGGAGGACAAGACCCCCAUCAACCAGCUCUACCGCGACCUCGUCCUGAGCGGGGCGGCGUUUGGGGCGCACCGGUGGCUGGCAGCGCUGCAGAGGGCGUGCGAACGGCACGCGUGCCUCGUGACGCCGCCGCACAGGGACAUCGCCGGGGUGACGUUAGAGGGCAAGAGGAGCAUGAUGAGGCUGUCGCAGCGGAUGGUGGGCAGCUUCUGCGCCAGCCUGAGCGCGUCGCAGCAGCACCGGUGGACGACGCUGUCGGGGCCGGGCGCGGGCGUGGACGACGCGGCCGGCGUGCGCGUCAUGGUGCACCGCAGCACGGACCCCGGGCAGCCCAGCGGCGUGGUGCUCAGCGCCGCCACCUCCAUCUGGCUCCCCGUGUCAUGCGACCGGGUGUUCGCCUUCGUGCGCGACGAGAACACGCGCUCCCAGUGGGACGUGCUCUCGCACGGCAACCCGGUGCAGGAGGUGUCCCGCAUCCCCAACGGCUCGCACCCGGGGAACUCCAUCUCCUUGCUCAGAGGCCUGAACGCGAGCCAGAACAGCAUGCUGAUCCUGCAGGAGAGCUGCGCGGACGCGUCGGGGUCGCUGGUGGUGUACGCGCCGAUCGACCUCCCGGCGGCGAACGUGGUGAUGAGCGGCGAGGACCCGUCGUCUAUCCCGCUGCUGCCGUCCGGGUUCACCAUCCUGCCCGACGGCCGCGCGUCCAGCAGCACGGGGUCGGUGGUGACGGUGGCGUUCCAGAUCCUGGUGAGCAGCCUGCCAUCGUCGCGGCUGAACGCAGAAUCAGUGGCCACGGUCAACAGCCUCAUCGGCACCACUGUGGAGCAAAUCAAGGCGGCCCUGAACUGCGGCAGCAGCCAUUGA
Messenger RNA from Triticum turgidum subsp. durum (durum wheat), 2064 nucleotides. Lineage: Eukaryota; Viridiplantae; Streptophyta; Magnoliopsida; Poales; Poaceae. The record is from the annotation of a GenBank genome assembly.